Molecule: messenger RNA, 1277 nt
Organism: Phascolarctos cinereus (koala)
Lineage: Eukaryota; Metazoa; Chordata; Mammalia; Diprotodontia; Phascolarctidae
Gene: ANKRD60
Product: ankyrin repeat domain 60
Molecular function (GO): protein binding
Source: RefSeq, a predicted model, not a curated record
CUGCGGCUGCGGCUGCGCUAGAGCUUUGGGAUGCUGGCUCAGGGGCCGCUGCGCGGGGCGCUGCAGUUCUCUCCAGCGCCCCCACGAGGCCUUGGGCUGCAGCGCCCUUCCCAGAGCCGUUCGCCCAAUCCCAGCAAGUCGUUCUCUUUGCGAGUACGGCUGGAGGAGACCGGAGAGAUUUACCGGCUGUCCAGCUGCCACGGCGACACCACCGUGCGGGAGCUGAAGGAAGAGCUGGAUUUGAUGGCCGGGAUUCCUUUCCACUUCCAGUGCAUCUUGUACCUGGACCAAGGAAUUUUGAUGGACGAGUCCACAUUAGGGUUCCAUGAUGUUGUUCCUGGUGGAAUUCUUUCAAUGUGUAUUUGGCAUCAGGAUGGAUGGCAAGAACUUGUUUUGGCUGCAAUGGAAGGGGACACUAGUAAGCUAUCUUGUCUAGGUGUUACUGAAGAUUCUCUCUACAGAACUCCACAUUCUACACUUUUAAGAGCAGAGAAAUAUAAGGAAUGGAUAGCUGACAGAGCUUUUGUGGCUUUGUACAUUGCAACACAUAGAGGCCAUACUGAAGCUGUACGUUUUCUCCUAGAAAAUGGUGCUAAUUGUUUGGCCAAAACACCAGUGGGCAGAACCGCUCUUCAUGUUGCUGCAGCCAUGGGACACGUCAGCUGUAUAAAUCUACUUCUUGAUUAUGAUGCAGUUCUCAGUGAGAAGGACUUAAAGGGAGAAACGCCAAUUGAAAUAGCACGCCGCCUGAAGCGUAAGCAGAGCAUCCAGGCAUUCUGCAUGUAUCAGAUGAAGCUGAGAGCAGCAAAACUUGGAUCUUCCCAAUCAAAUCCUCAUCGGUCAGCUUCACUGCUCUUCUCGAAAGGGCAACAUAUAAAAUCUUGAGUCUCACUCUAAAGGUUUUGAAUGUCAGUGUUUACUUCAGGAAAUUUUAAAAGUUCAAUCCAAAGUGGUCCCAAUGAAAAAGUGGAAGCACCAUCAAAGACAAGUAGCAUUAAAGCAGAUAGAACCUCAGAGGCCACCUGCCUCCUCCCACUCCCUCAUUUUAUAGAUGAGGAAAUUGAGACUGAAAAAAAGUUGAGACUUGCCUAAUGUGACCCAGAUAUUUAGAGGCAACAUAAUGCAAAGAACAUCACAGAUGCAGUCACAGAUCUUGUUUUGAACCUCAGCCUUUACACUACUAGAUAAUUUGACCAUGGACAAGUCACUUAAACUUUCUGGCCCCCAGUUUCCUCCAAAUGGUACAGCAAUGAACCUUGUAUUAUGGAGAAGAAGGG